Messenger RNA from Patiria miniata (bat star), 4064 nucleotides. Its product is annotated as importin-7-like. Gene Ontology annotation, molecular function: small GTPase binding. Gene Ontology annotation, biological process: protein import into nucleus. The record is from RefSeq and is a predicted model, not a curated record. Gene Ontology annotation, cellular component: cytosol; nuclear envelope. Lineage: Eukaryota; Metazoa; Echinodermata; Asteroidea; Valvatida; Asterinidae.
CACACAUGCGCAUUACAAAUUCAUGUGGCGCGCUGCAAAUUACAAUAACAAGUAGACAGGCACCACAUUGUAGACCGAGAUUUUCCCGAUUUUUGUCUCGUAAUUGGUGAAUAACAGAACAGACGCCAUGGACCAACAGAAUCUGGUUCAGAUUCUCCAGGGUUCUAUUCAUCCAGAUACCCGGGAAGAAGCGGAAAAACAACUCGACGAAGUUCACAAGAUCAUCCACUUCUCCCCCACCCUCCUGCGGGUGGUCAUGGACGAGGGCAUUCCCUUCCCCGUCCGCCAGGCCGGCGUCAUCUAUCUCAAGAACAUGGUGAACCAGUUCUGGAACCUGCGGGAGCCGGACAGUCCCCUGGAGCCCAUCCCGUUCAGCAUCCACGAAGACGACAAGUCCGUGGUCAGGAACAACAUCAUCGAGGCUAUCAUUGCCACCCCAGAUCUCAUUAGGGUUCAGUUGGCAGUAUGCCUCAGCGUCAUCCUAAGGCACGACUACCCAGGCCGGUGGGACAGCGUACUGGUCACCAUGACCAACUAUCUCAGCGUAGACAACCCAGCCACGCUGUAUGGCGCCCUCACAGCAGUCUACCAGCUGGUCAAAAAUUACGAGUACAAGAAGCCCAACGACAGGGAGCCCUUGCACUUGGCCAUGAUGCAGCUCCUGCCUGUCAUCCACCAUCGCUGCGUCCAGCUCCUCCAGGACGUCUCGGACCAGUCGUUGCUCAUGCAGAAGCAGAUCCUCAAGAUUGUCUACGCCAUGAUCCAGUACGACCUGUCCCUGGACCUGAUCAACAGGGAGUUCUUCAAAUUUGCCGACUGGAUGGAGAUCAUGCAGACGAUAGUCAGCAGGCCGAUACCGGAGUCCACACUGCAGGUUGACAUCGACGACAGGCCAGAGCUGCCGUGCUGGAAGGUCAAGAAAUGGGCCUUGCACUUCCUGGCCAGAAUCUUUGAAAGAUACGGCAGUCCUGGUAGCGUCGUCAAGGAGUACGUCAAGUUCUCUGACUGGUACCUCAAGACGUUUUCUGCGUCAACGUUGAAAGUGUUGCUGAGCAUUUUAGAUCAGUACUGUAAGAAGGUCUACAUUGCCCCGCGGGUCAUUCAGCAGACACUCAGCUACAUCAACACUGGAGUGAGUCACGCUUUCUCUUGGAAUUUCAUCAAGCCACACAUUCAGCCCAUCAUUCAAGAAGUCUUGUUCCCGCUGAUGUGCUACACAGACGAAGACGAUGAGUUAUGGAACGAGGAUCCAUAUGAGUACAUCCGCAUCAAGUUUGAUGCCUUUGAGGAUUUCAUCUCGCCGGUAGCAGCCGCCCAGACGGUGUUGCGCUCCUGCGCCAAGAAGCGCAAGCAGGUGCUGCAGAAGACCAUGGGAUUCUGCAUGCAGACCAUGACCACGCCAGGAGUCGAGCCCCGGAAGAAAGACGGCGUCAUGCACAUGGUGGGAACCAUGGCGGACAUCUUACUCAAGAAGAAGAUGUACAAAGAUCGCAUGGAGCAGGUCCUGGUCAGCAACAUCUUCCCAGAAUUCAACAGCGAGUGGGGCUACAUGAGAGCGAGGGCCAACUACGUGCUCCAUCAAUUCUGCGAGGCGCGAUUCAAUAACGAACGCAACCUGAUGACGGCCUUGGACCUGACGCGCAACAGCCUCAUCCACGACAAAGAAAUGCCCGUCAAGGUGGAGGCAGCCAUCGCUCUACAGGAGCUGAUUACCAGCCAUGAAGAGAAGGCUAAAGACUUCAUCAAACCGCAUGUCAAGGAUAUACUACAAGCCCUGCUAAUUGUGAUCAGAGAAACGGAAAAUGACGAUCUCACGGAAGUCUUGCAGAGACUUAUCACCACUUAUGGCGAUGAAAUCAUACCGAUUGCUGUCGACAUCACCCAACACUUGGCAGCCACAUUCUCCCAGGUGAUCGAUUCCGAGGAGAACAUGGACGACCGCGCCGCCACGGCCAUGGGAAUACUGAACACCAUCGAGACCGUCUUGAACGUUGUCGAAGAAAAACAAGAGAUUGUAGUACAACUAGAAGGCAUAGUUCUCAAUGUUGUGGCAGUCGUCUUACAGAACAAUUUACUUGAUUUUUACGAGGAAGUCUUACAGCUGAUUUUUAGCAUGACCUGCACACACAUAUCACCCCCUCUCUGGCAAGUCUUUGAGAUGCUGUACAACACAUUUGAGCAAGACAGCUAUGACUACUUUGUGGAAAUGAUGCCAGCGUUGCAUAACUACAUCACAACAGACCCUCCUGCCUUUCUGUCCAGUCACAGACAUCUUGAGAUCAUCUACAACAUGUGCAAGAAGGUUCUAGAAGAGGAGGCUGGAGAUGACCCAGAGAGCCACGCUGCCAAGCUCCUAGAGGUCAUCCUGCUUCAGUUCAAAGGAGAAAUUGAUCACUGUGUGCCCUUGUUCAUCGAGGUGGUCAUGACGAGGCUGACUAGAGAGGUCAAGACGACGGAGCUGAGGCAGAUGUGCCUGCAGGUGGUGGUAGCAGCGUUAUACUACAACCCUCUACUCCUGAUGGAGACGCUGGAGAAGAUGACGAUACCCAACACCAACGAGGCAGUCACGACGCAGUUCAUCAAACAGUGGCUGCACGACACCGACUGCUUCUUAGGGUUGCACGAUCGAAAGGUGUGCGUGCUGGGGAUCUGCACUUUGGUAUCCCUACCCAACUUGCCCCUGGUCAUCGAGUGUGCACAGCAGUUCAUACCGGCACUCCUGCUGCUGUUCGGGGGUCUGAAGAGGGCGUACGAAUGUCGAGCGAUCGUAGAGGAUGAGGAAUCGGAAGAGGAAGAUGAUGACAGUGACUAUGAGGAGCAAGCACUCGACAGCGACGAGGAUGAAAUUGACGAGGAAAACGCUGAAUAUCUUGAGCAUCUGGAGAGAAUUGCCGCGGGACGGGAAAUCGACGAGGAUGAAGACGAUGAGGAGACGGUCUUGGAGGGAUUCAACACGCCGCUGGAUGAUGAAGACGGUCCCUUUGAUGAUGAGUACAUGCUCUUCAAGACGGUUCUCACAAACAUCCAAGCCAGCAAUCCAUCAUGGUACAACGCCCUGACGUCGCAUCUCACCGUAGAACAACAGAACGACAUGCAGGAGAUUGCCAAGACGGCCGACCAGAGGAAAGCAGCUGCCGAUUCCAGACAGAUCGAGAAGCAAGGCGGGUACAAGUUUCAGGCCCCGAAUGUCCCCAAAAGUUUCAACUUUGGCAGUAUGUCGUAGUGGCUGUUUUGAUAGCAUUGUUUUUUUAGCGAUUGAGACUGUCAAAUAGCAAUCCUUGUCACCCAGAGCCUUCCAUAUCAGUGACAAAUACAGUUUGUCGUUUGCCACCAACAGAUUUUAGAAACAAACAUGAAGUUUACAAUCAAGUCGGCUUCGUGUGUUUUCUGGCAUUUUUUUUUUGGUUUUAUUUGCUUGCGAGUUUAAAUACUAUCAGAUUGCCUCCUGUAAUAGUCUUUAAUUCAGAUUUUUUUUAUGUAAAGAGAAGAUGACAGCCUAAAGGCCAGUUUAUACUUCACGCAAAUGCGAAGUGGAUUUUGACGUCACUAAACAUUCGGUGCGAAAAUUCGCCAGAAUGGAAAUGUGUUCCACCUUGGCGAAUUUGCAACGCGAAAAGCUGCUGUGGCGUGACUAAUUCGCGUUCCCGUUCCCGUUCGCGCAUAGUACGAACCACCCCUGAUUUGGUUUAGAAGUGCACAUUUUCUUUAUCAAUCUUUUUCAAGACCAAAUCUGACACUUAUUUUCUGCGGUUCUCUGAACACAUUGGAUACUUUUUGAAAGCAGAUUUUCAUUGUACAGUUACCAUGCAGGGAAAGUCGGUAGUUGCGUCGACAUGAGAGAAAUUUACUAGAAGCGCCAUUUAUUGCGCUUUUACUUUUUGGUAAAAUUCACAUCAAUCAGACAAAAUGUGGCUGCUUUAAUGGAAUGUUUAGAAUUGAAGUCCAAAAUGAAUUCGCCUGUCAUUUUUUAAUUGCCAAGAUGUUGGUUGAAUUUGAACAAUCUCAACCAAAACUGAUGUAUGAAAAAUGACAAUAAAAAAUGAUUUGAACUUGUAAAAAACAAA